UCCCAUUCCCACCCAAGCAAGCAAGACCCGCGCGUUCACACCUGAACGACCGACCCUCCGCUGCGACGGUCGGGCCCGCCGCCGUAGCCGACUCGCGGUUCGCUUCCCCCGGCCCGCCGCCGGCGCAGCAGCAGGAGAGAUGAACUGGGGGCUGGCCGCCGCCGUGGCGUCCGCCGCUGCCGUCGCGGCCGCGUCCGGCGCCGAGCUCCUCGCCUGCGACUGCGACGCCUCCGCGCCGCCGGCCGUCGGGAGGUGCGACGGCCUGCUCCUCUCGCGGCAGCACCACGACGAGGAGGUCCGGGAGGGGUCGGCGUCGUCAGCGUCGAGGGAGAAGCAUAGCGGCGGAGGCGGCAACAGGUUCGCGCCGCGCUUCGACGGGCUGCGCUUCAUCGAGACUCUCGUCACGGCGCACCGCUGAAAAAACGACGCAUCGUCCGCUGGUACUUCCCGCCAUGAUUCGGCGAUCGAUUGUUGGUGGCGCUUAGGCCAGCCAGUUUUGUUAGACCAGAUUCUCGGGAUUCCCUUUCCCUUUCUCCUUCGGUUGUGUUUUCUUCCUCCUGUUGUUGAUGACGACGAUUACUGUGUCCAUCACGUGCGUUUGCGUGCGUGUAUGACUGUGUGUGUGUGUGUUUGAGAGAGAGGAUGAAGACCAUAAGCGGCAUGUAAAUUUAAGCACAUACUCUUAAUACUAUGUUCCAUAAUUAUCCAUCA
Messenger RNA from Panicum virgatum (switchgrass), 711 nucleotides. RefSeq lists its product as uncharacterized. Lineage: Eukaryota; Viridiplantae; Streptophyta; Magnoliopsida; Poales; Poaceae. The record is from RefSeq and is a predicted model, not a curated record. The transcript is spliced from 2 exons. Bases 140 to 418 code for a protein of 92 amino acids.